GAAAAUGGUCAAAAAGCGAAAAUAGCUUUUUAUAUUUAGCGUAGCGAUUUUUUACUGACACUCAUGGCUAUAUGCAAAUUUUUUGUUCAAGGCCAUUGUAAAUAUGGAAGCAGCUGUAGAUUUGAGCACCCAGUUGGGGGAAAUGCAGGAUAUGCUUACUCUGCACAGAGACAGUUAUUUGGAGGAGGGGGAGGUGGUAGAGGAGGGGGAGGAGGAGGAGGGAGAUCUCAACAAAACCAGAACCAGUACAAAUGGCAGGCUUCGGACUACAAUAACCAAAGGCAGGGACAACCCCAGGCAACACAAUACAAUAACCAAAGGCAGGGACAACCCCAGGCAACACAACAAAUGUCUACUAAUGAUGUUAUAAACACGCUGAUUUCAGAAGUUACAGAAUGGGAAAGCAACAAUAUGUGGCCAUUUUCAUGUGUUGGAUUCGAAAAAGAUUCUCCGUCUAUACCAGAAUUCACAGAUCACUCUCCAGAAGAAUUACGAACAGCUGCCUAUGAAGCAAUGCAAUCAGGAAACAUACAGCCUUAUAUUCAGCAAGCUGAAACAUUGAUAAAUGAAUACAAACAGAAAAGAUCUCAAGUAAAAAAUAUGACAAUGACACUGAAACAGAAAUUAAUAUCAAUGAUUGAAGAUUACAGACUGAACAAAAACAACAGAAGUGGAUCAUCUAGUUCAAAUUCAUCAUCACUAUUUAGUAAGUCUAACUCAGCCUUUGGAGGUACAUCUUUUGGAUCUUCAAGUUCAUCAAAUUCAUUUGGAUCAACUGGUUCUGCUAAUGCAUUUGGCUCAUCGGGCACCAGUCCCCUUUCCGCUACUGGUACAAGUUCAGCAUUUGGAAGUUCAGGAACCAGUCCACUUGGUACACCAUCCAUAUUUGGUGCAACAGGUUCAAGUUCCACUUUUGCUUCAACAGGUUCGAGUUCCACGUUUGGUGCAACAGGUUCAAGCUCAUCGUUUGGUGCAACAGGUUCAAGCUCUACCUUUGGUUCAAAAGGAACAAGUCCACUUGGUGCCACUGCUGCAAGUUCCGCUUUUGGGACACAACCAUUUGGUGCUUCAGAUAUUCAAACUCAGCCUGGAUCACAAGCUACAUUUGGAACCUCAGCUUUUGGAGCAGGAACCUUAGGAAGUACCAGUGCUGCAUUUUCUGGUACCCCAACAGGAUCUUCACCGCAAGCCUUUGGUGCACAGCAAAAUCAAGCAUCUUCAUCAUUUGGACAAGAAGCUAGUAGCUUUACUUCAAGUGGGUUUCCUACUGUUGCCCAAUCUGGUUUUGGUGCAAGUCCGUUUACAAGUCAGCCACAGGCCACAGGAUUGUUUGGGAAACAAGCACCAGCUCCUGCAGCUAACCCCUUUGGAGGUUUUACAGCACAACCAUCUGCAAGUGGUUUUUCUACUGCAGGGACUACUCCGUCUGCUUUUCCGUCAGGUGGGGCAUCACCAAAUGCUUUCCCCUCAACAUCAGCAAGUAGUAUUUCAGACAGUCAGAAAUAUACCCCAUUGGAUCAGUUAACAACUGAAGAACUUGAAGCAUUCCAAGCACCUACGUUUACCCUUGGAAAAAUUCCAACAAGACCUCCGCCAAAAGAACUUGUGUUUUGAUUGUGUUAUUAAAAAAUGUCUUUUUUAUUUAUAUGAAAUAUCAUGUCUAAAAUAUGAAAAAUUACAUGGUGACAUCAG
Mytilus trossulus (common blue mussel) is the source of this 1692-nucleotide messenger RNA. RefSeq names its product nucleoporin NUP42-like. The record is from RefSeq and is a predicted model, not a curated record. Gene Ontology annotation, molecular function: metal ion binding. NCBI's taxonomy places the organism in Eukaryota, Metazoa, Mollusca, Bivalvia, Mytilida, Mytilidae. The transcript is spliced from 8 exons. The coding region runs from base 64 to 1614 and encodes 516 amino acids.